AUGGCGUGCGUUGCGUCUUCGUAUUCUCUGCCCCUGCUGCGACCUUUGUCGAACAACACAGGCAUCGCCAUUUGUAGAAAAAGCUACGUGCAAUGUUGCAGAAACAAAGAACCAGAACCAGAACCAGAAUCAUGUUUUGGCAUUCAAUGUCAAGCCAAGAGAAGACAAGUUUUGCUUGGGACGACGUUUGCUGCAUUUUCGUUUCCGGAACUUAUUUCAAAUGCGUUGGCAGAGAAUGAUGUGCCUGAGGGUUUUCGCAUUUACAUUGAUGAUGUGAACAAAUUCAAGAUAUUGAUUCCUCAAGACUGGCAAGUAGGUGCUGGAGAACCAACUGGGUUUAAAUCAGUAACCGCUUUCUAUCCGGAAGAGGGAUAUAGCUCAAUUAGCGUUGUAAUCACGGGACUUGGUCCGGAUUUUACACAGAUGGAAUCCUUUGGCAAAGUUGAAGCCUUUGCUGAGACUCUGGUUAGCGGAUUAGACAGGAGCUGGCAAAGACCAGCAGGAGUGACAGCAAAACUUAUAGAUUGCAAAGCAUCUAAAGGGCUUUACUUCAUCGAGUAUUCGCUGCAAAAACCUGGUGAAAGUGUGAAGCACCUGUUUUCAGCUCUUGGGAUGGCAACAAACGGCUGGUACAACAGACUAUAUACCGUGACCGGACAGUAUGUAGAGGAAGAAUCAGAUAAAUACAGUUCCAAUAUUGAGAAGGCUGUCAAAUCCUUCAAGUUCAUUUGA
Messenger RNA from Prunus armeniaca (apricot), 732 nucleotides. Lineage: Eukaryota; Viridiplantae; Streptophyta; Magnoliopsida; Rosales; Rosaceae. The record is from the annotation of a GenBank genome assembly.